UGAUUCUACAAUCACACAGCUCCUUAGCCGGCCACCCUCUUUUGCAGGGAAGGGAACAAUCAGGAAAAGCCACAUAGCCCUCCAGCUGGUCCAUUUGGGUGGAUUUAUGUGAAAUCCCAGAGGAAAAGGCCUCUGGUUGCCAACAGUAUGGACUUUCUUGAAUUGUUGGUGGUCAGAAUGGAUAUGGAAAGGGGAAUUCUUGCUACUGCACGUUCCACGCUUGAUGACGGAUUACUAAACUAAGCUUCUGGACUACAACGCUUCUGUUUAUGGUCUUCAAGAAUUUCAACAAGGGAAAGACAAGUUGAAUCGCAGGACAACUUGAAUCGUACCUUUGAAACUAAUUAAUCAUACUAAAGAAGAAUAACUCUGAAUAUAUUGUUUUGACUCAUUAAUCACCGAGAACAAAAACAUGGCUUUGAUGCCUAUAAAAUUUGACUUGGCCAAGCGGGUCAAGCUGGCCCAAGGACUAUGGUUCCUGUACUGGCUCUCUGUCAUGGCUGGGAUCCUCAUCUUCAGCAUGGGGAUUUUCUUCAAGAUCGAGCUGCGCAAAAGAAGCGAGAUGAUGGAUAACAACGAGAGCCAUUUUGUGCCCAACCUGCUCAUUCUGGUGGGACUUGUGGCCUGUGUUAUCAACGCUUUUGGGGGAAAAGUGUGCCAUGACUCCCUUGACGCAAUCAAGUUCACCAAGUGGAAACCAAUGUUGAAGACCUACAUGAGUGGAUGUGUGGUUUUCUGCAUCGCCCUUUUUGUCACGGCUCUGCUGUGUUUCUUGAUGCAGAUCUCUCUGCAUUUCGCCCUGGCUGAAGGCCUGAAGAAUGGAAUGAAGUACUACAAAGAUACAGACACGCCAGGACGAUGCUUCAUGAAGAGAACCCUAGAUAUGACCCAGAUUGAGUUCCGCUGCUGUGGCAACAACAACUACAAGGACUGGUUUGAGAUCCAGUGGAUAAGCAACCGCUACCUGGACUUUAGAAAUGAUGAGGUUAAAGUUCGUGUCCAGAGCAACGUGGAAGGCAAAUACUUGAUGGAAAGCGUUCCCUUCAGCUGUUGCAACCCUGGCUCUCCUCGCCCUUGUAUCCAACAUCACCUGACCAACAACUCCGCUCACUACAGCUACGACCACCACACUGAGGACCUAAACAUCUGGACCAGGGGCUGCCGUGAGGCCCUGGUGUCCUACUAUGGGGGCAUGAUGAACAGUAUUGGUGCUUUUGUGCUGCUGUUCAUUAUUAUGCAGGCUGUCGUGACUGUUGGUUUGCAGUACCUGAGCACCUCACUGGAAACCCUGGCAGACCCAGAGAAUCCUGAGAGCGAAAGUGAGGGAUGGCUGCUGGAAACGAGUGUGAAGGAGACACUUUCUGACAUCAUGACGAAGAUCACGUCGCUGUUUAAAGGCAACCAGGUACAGGAGGGAGAUGCAGAAGCGGCUCCCACAUAAAGCUGAGAGAGUCAUGCCCCCUCCCACCCCAUCAUGUCUGUGGCCACUCCCACCUUUGGGAGAAGGAAUGCAUGAAAGGUUGAUUAAAAUGUUCUCUCUUAUAUGCAUACAUAUGGGAUCAGUACACCUACAUUUGUACUACAUAAUGAGAUUCCAAUUGAUGUGAAUGUACACACUACAAUGUAAAUACAAAUAAAAUGUAAGUUUAUUUUUUUAUAUUUUAAGAAUGAAAUAUAUCUGUAAAUGUUCUGAUAUUAUCAUCUAACCAUAUCUGAUAUUCCGACCAAAUAAGCAUCACUGUCCAUGUCCGUCUGUAGCAGUAUAAAGUUUGAUCCUUAUAUUUCCAGUUCAUUGGUUAAGCGGAUGUUUAACCCGACAGCCUCACACAACAAUAACACAUUUCACCAUAAAGCCAUCAGGCGCUAUUAAAUCACUUUUCAGUAAGAGAUCACUUUUCUUGAAGGGGUCACACAGCAGCUUUUAACCGGCAGCUGAGGAAAAUGUGUUUUUGUAAACGUUCAGUCAGCUCCCAGACCUUAAAGGGAUGGAAACAGUGGCACACCUUGCUUUUUUACACAACGCUGCCUUUAACAGGCCUUAGGUUGUCUGACGAUAUUCAAAAGCAUGUUGAUGGUGAUCUACUGGAGAGCAGAACUCUGUAACAAUGGGGAAACUAUUCUGUAACAACAGAAUAUUGUACUCAACAUGUUCACCAUUAAUGUGUGUAGUUCUCGGGUUAAAUAUCUGCCUAACAAACAGGCUUUGUGCUUCAACUUCAGUGCUCUGUAGGGCAUACAGUUGUGGGACAAUUAACUUGUAAAAGAUUUUAGUCAGUUGUGUGUGAUUUGUUAAUCUAAGUCA
Sinocyclocheilus rhinocerous is the source of this 2302-nucleotide messenger RNA. RefSeq names its product peripherin-2-like. Gene Ontology annotation, biological process: visual perception. Bases 413 to 1441 code for a protein of 342 amino acids. The record is from RefSeq and is a predicted model, not a curated record. The transcript is spliced from 4 exons. Gene Ontology annotation, cellular component: plasma membrane. Lineage: Eukaryota; Metazoa; Chordata; Actinopteri; Cypriniformes; Cyprinidae.